This is a messenger RNA of Vespa crabro (European hornet), 1703 nucleotides long. Its product is annotated as 27 kDa hemolymph protein-like. The transcript has 4 exons. Lineage: Eukaryota; Metazoa; Arthropoda; Insecta; Hymenoptera; Vespidae. Bases 613 to 1551 code for a protein of 312 amino acids. The record is from RefSeq and is a predicted model, not a curated record.
UUUAAAUUUUGGCGGCAUUUUUAUUCUCGAAUCUUUUUCUUUUUUCCCCUCCUUACUUCUCAUUUCAUUCACACACACGUUCGCUCGCUCGCUCGCUCGCUCGCUUGCAUUCUCUUUUCAUUCUGGCUUUGUCUAUUCCUUUAUUUUCAAUCGAACCUUGAUGACCUUAUUGUACAUACGUAUCGCGUCUCUCUUCGUUUCUCUUUCAUCGGCUAUGUUUCGAUCGCGGCCGUGACACAAGCGGCAUAUUUUCUGUAACAAAAAAAAAAAAAACAUCGGUCUCUAUUCGAUCAAGUGAAAAAAGAAAUAAGAAUAAUAGCAUACUCAUCUCUCGUACAGUGCAUACUAAUCGUCAACACAGUGAAGUGUUCUCUAUCUCUAUUUCUGUCUCUAUCUUUAUCUCUCUCUCUCUCUCUCUCGCUCUCUGCUAAAUCAAAAACAAAAUAUCAAGGUGCAUAGGUGAAGGUUUCUUUUCAAGUUAAAAAAAUCUUAACUGCAAUUCGUCGUAUAUGAACUGUCCUUAAGUUUUUCUGAUAAUAAGAUCUCUACGUAAAUACGUGCACGUUUGUGAAGCCCUUAUUAACAAAUUUUAUUAUUCUUUCGAAAGUGAAAAUGAAAUAUUCUACUGCAAUUGCCGUAGUCUGUUUACUCUUUGGUUUUCUUGGAUAUGGUAAUACGCAGGAAAAUUUACCAUCUGGCGAUGAUAUACUUAAGAAAGCAUCUAGUAUCAUAAAUAUUUCUGAGAUCAAUAAUUUAAAUACUUCGGCAUUGCCUAGCAUCCAAGAAGCUGCAAAUCUUUUUGAACAGAAAUGCAGAAAGAAUGGUGGACCAAAUGCAUUUCAGAAUGCUAAACAUGCCCAGACAGAAAUGGAAAAGUGCCUUAAAUCGCUUAUCAACAUGACUGAGUUAAAUGCAGAAAUGGAAAGUGCCAAACCUAAAGGCGAAUUAGAUGAAGUUUUCAAAAAAUAUUGCCGGAGGAGUUCUAUUCUUAAAACAUGUGUAAAUAACUUUACUACUGCCAUUGAACCCUGUCUUGAACAAAAAGAGCGUGAAAAUAAAAAAAUUAUUCUAAAUAUCACAGAAUCUCUGCUUAACUUUAUAUGUUAUAAAGAAGGAGAUAGAAUCGCCCUCUUCAUAGCAGCAGGAGGACCAGACUGUUUUCAAUCCAAGCAACAAGAAAUUCAAGACUGUUUCAAUACUACAUUUGGUAGUUAUAUUCCUACAGCUAAUCCUACUACUGGUGCAAUGCCUACACUUGAAAGUUUGCCAUCUUUAAUAUUUGAUGAUAAAGAAUGCAGGGAUAUGAAUAAUCUACAACAUUGUAUCGUUAAAGAAUUGGAAAAAUGUUCAGACCCAACACCUGGAAAUAUAGUGGAAUCUAUAUUUAGAUUCAUUAAAAAAGUAACACCUUGUGAAACAUUAUUAGUCAAUGUUCGGAGUGCUGCUGUUACUGGAGUACAAGAAGAAAGUUCUUCUUCGAUUAUGACAUCUAUUCCAACAAUGAUUGCUGUUUCUUUUUUAUUACAAUUUAUGCAUCGUAUUUUCACAUAGCAAAUUAAAUAAAAAUUUUAUUGAUGUGAAAUCUUGUCAGUUAGAACAAUAUUGAACUAUGUGAUUUUUUAUUGUAUAAAAGUACUAUAUAAAAUUAUAUAGUGAAGUAAUUAUAAAAUACAAAAUAUAUAUAAUUAAUCUUUCAUUGAAAA